AAGUUGCACUUGAAGACAAGACCCUCACUGAACAUGAUGAGGGGGCUUAGCAGAGAAGGGGAAAACAAAACCAUUUGCGAGGUGUGCACGCUGACAUCAAGUGUUAUGUUUCAAGGAAACAGGAAACUCUGGUUAACACUCGGCGGCCGUCUGCACAAACACAGCGAGCGACGCAUGAUGGAGGGCAGGCGCGUGGACUACCUGAUCUUCAGCAUCACCCUGCUCAGUCUGCAUGGAGAUGCCAUUUUAGAAGGACCUGCUGACUCAACUGUUGUGCUGAAGGAGAAUCUGACCCUGGUGUGUACGUGCCCUUGGUCUGGUAAUCUAACACAGAUUAGCUGGGAAAAGAGAACUAACAAUAAUAAGACGCAAGUUGCUGUUUUCCACCACAUCUAUGGUAAAAUGCUCUUUGGAGACUAUCAACGAAGGACCAUCUUUCUCAACUCCUCAGUAAUGGAUGGAAGUAUUAUGAUAAAAGAAACCUCUGCUGCUGAUCAAGGUUUCUAUCAAUGUUCAAUGCAGACAUUCCCAAAAGGUACAUGGACAAAGAAGAUCCGAGUCAUUGACACAGAUGCUUUGAAAACACAUAAUCCUGAUUUAAAUAUUGAAAUUAAGGAAGCAAAUGACUUUUUGCUGAAAUGCAACUAUAAUUUGAAAGGAACCAUCUACAGCGUGGUUAUUCAAAAACUUGGAGACGGCUUUAAGGACAACGUAGCCUCUUGCAGCUUUGCACAUCGGCCACUUGUUGGUGCAGAUUACAUAGAAAGAAGCAUAUUAAACUGCACCGACUUUCUACAAGUCAGCCUGCUGCUCAAAAAUGUCACCGUUGAUGAUGAAGGUCUGUAUCGCUGCCAUUUCACCAUGAAAGAAGAAAACAGAACAACAACAGUUUCCUUGACAGUAAUAAAAGAAAAAGACGAUCUUAUCAAAACAUUAUCCAUUUAUAUUGGAGCAGGCUUGGGGUUUCUUAUUGCAGUUUUAAUUACGACAGUGAUAUGUCUGAAGAGGAAGAAAAAGAAGAGAAUGAGAAAACGAGCCAAACAUCCUCCGGCAAGAAGAAGGCAUUAUAACAACUAUCAACAAUCAAUGAUUCAUGACAGAGUGUCAAAACGGCCAAAUGAUCGUACGCAUGAAGAUAUUUAUAUUAAUUUAAAGAACGUUUCAAAUCCAACGAGAAAAAAAAAAACAACAUUUGGAUGAGCGCUUCUGCUAACUGCCGACCCGGGGAUCACUUUGACAGUUUCUGAUACUAAAACAAUUUUUGCCUACAUGGUAAAAAAGACAAAAAUUAAAAACUAGAAAAAAUAUUAUACAGGUCACCUUCUUAUUUCUAUGUCAUGUCAUUACAAGACUAAAGAAAUCCGCAAAACGCUUUUGUUCAGAAGCCAAAUACAAAACAAAGAAGCUCAGAAUUGCCAGUCACAGAGUACAGAGAUAUUUCAAUGCCUGUCAUGCACAUUUUACUUUUUUUUUUUGUUAUAGUGUUUCCUGAUACUGAGACAACAUGUACAUACAAUUGGAGUUUAUCUGUAAGAACGUCAAUUUUGUCUUCAUCUCUGUUUGCAAUAUUUGUUUGUUUUU
This is a messenger RNA of Erpetoichthys calabaricus (reedfish), 1581 nucleotides long. RefSeq names its product CD226 molecule (gene cd226). Gene Ontology annotation, cellular component: external side of plasma membrane. Bases 34 to 1200 code for a protein of 388 amino acids. Gene Ontology annotation, biological process: positive regulation of Fc receptor mediated stimulatory signaling pathway; positive regulation of natural killer cell mediated cytotoxicity directed against tumor cell target; positive regulation of immunoglobulin mediated immune response. The record is from RefSeq and is a predicted model, not a curated record. The transcript is spliced from 6 exons. Lineage: Eukaryota; Metazoa; Chordata; Cladistia; Polypteriformes; Polypteridae.